AUGUUUAAAGCUGGCAGAAUUGGAUUAUUAGUAAAUUCUCCAAUUAUCUAUAAAAAUAACAUUUUUCUGUUAAAUAUUAGAAGAUUACAUCUUACUCCAAAAGCAUUUCAGAAACUGGAUAACCAACUGAGAGAAUUUUAUCGUCAGAAAUUGCAAAAAGUAUCUAAUGACAGACUCGAAAGAGCUCGUUUUAAGAAUAGAACUGCUGCUUACUAUACUGCAUCUGUCAUUGUUCUUUUCUUAGCAGCGGGAUUUGCGGCAGUGCCACUUUAUAGAGCAAUUUGUCAAAGAACUGGAUACGGUGGAACACCCAUCACUGAUUCUACUAGGUUCACGCCGGAUAAGCUUAUUCCAGUUGAUACUAAUAAAAGGAUAAGAAUUCAAUUUACAUGUCAGGCAUCAGGGAUUUUGCCUUGGAAAUUUACUCCUCAACAAAGAGAAGUCUACGUUGUGCCAGGUGAAACUGCAUUGGCUUUCUAUAAAGCGAAGAAUAUGUCAAAGGAAGAUAUAAUAGGUAUGGCUACUUACUCUGUUACCCCAGAAGUAGUUGCCCCAUAUUUUAACAAGAUUCAGUGUUUCUGUUUUGAAGAACAAAGGCUUAGUGCGGGAGAAGAAGUUGACAUGCCCGUUUUCUUUUUUAUAGAUCCUGACUUCGCUAAAGAUCCACAAAUGAGGAACGUCGAGGAUGUUGUAUUGAAUUAUUCAUUUUUUAGAGCUUCCUAUAGCGAUGGUGAAUUGGCUGCUGUACCAGUUGGAAAAGUAGAAAUGAAAGCUUCAAUUCAGUAA
Messenger RNA from Debaryomyces fabryi, 786 nucleotides. RefSeq names its product Cox11p (gene COX11). Gene Ontology annotation, cellular component: mitochondrial inner membrane. The coding region runs from base 1 to 786 and encodes 261 amino acids. The transcript has a single exon. Lineage: Eukaryota; Fungi; Ascomycota; Pichiomycetes; Serinales; Debaryomycetaceae. The record is from RefSeq and is a predicted model, not a curated record. Gene Ontology annotation, molecular function: copper ion binding.